AUGGCGACGGUGGUGAAGAGCGUUGUGAAGGCGAUCAGAGAGAGAGGUCUCCGCACCUUCUUAAAGGAGCUAAAGGAAGAUGGCUACGCAAACUGCAUUUUCGAUGGAAACCUCCUGCAAACUAAAAUCCACAACAUUGGGGCAAGGCUUGUAGGUGUUGAUAAAAUUGGCAACAAAUAUUAUGAGAAGCUUGACACUCAAUAUGGAAGACACAGGUGGGUUGAAUAUGCAGAGAAGGGUCGCUACAACGCUUCUCAAGUACCACCAGAAUGGCAUGGUUGGCUGCACUACAUAACUGAUCGUACAGGGGAUGAGCUUCUGAUGCUAAGACCAAGGAGGUAUGGCAUUGAACACAAAGAAAAUUUCACUGGUGAGGGUGAUGAGUUUAUAUACCAUUCCAAAGGGCACAGCCUGAAUCCAGGCCAGAGAGACUGGACCAGGUACCAACCGUGGCAACCAACCAAGCCUUGA
Molecule: messenger RNA, 471 nt
Organism: Prunus armeniaca (apricot)
Lineage: Eukaryota; Viridiplantae; Streptophyta; Magnoliopsida; Rosales; Rosaceae
Source: the annotation of a GenBank genome assembly